Ananas comosus (pineapple) is the source of this 1458-nucleotide messenger RNA. Its product is annotated as vacuolar protein sorting-associated protein 32 homolog 2-like. The transcript has 8 exons. Bases 193 to 858 code for a protein of 221 amino acids. Gene Ontology annotation, cellular component: multivesicular body; ESCRT III complex; cytoplasmic side of plasma membrane. Gene Ontology annotation, biological process: vesicle budding from membrane; late endosome to vacuole transport via multivesicular body sorting pathway. The record is from RefSeq and is a predicted model, not a curated record. Lineage: Eukaryota; Viridiplantae; Streptophyta; Magnoliopsida; Poales; Bromeliaceae.
UCCUCACAUAUGCGUCUCCUUUUCUCACGUGGUCAAUUUCGAUCGAACGAAGCAACCAUCGACCCUUCACCCCCCACCCCAAAUCCCCGAAUCCAAAACGAGAUCGCAUCCAAAUUCCCAAACCCUAAUCCCCAUCUCCGACUUGUCGAUCGAUUCCUUUGUAUUGAGUAGGGUUAAUUGAAGCUAUAAGCCAUGUUUAGUAGGAUUUUUGGGAAGCCAAAGGAGCAAACUAAUGCCUUGGCCACUUUGGACAAGUUAAAUGAGACACUUGAGAUGCUAGAAAAGAAGGAGAAAGUCCUCCUGAAGAAAGCAGCUGCUGAGGUUGAGAGGGCCAAGGAGUUCACCAGAGCAAAGAACAAAAGGGCUGCCAUACAAUGCUUGAAGAGGAAGAGACUUUACGAGCAGCAAAUUGAACAGCUUGGAAAUUUCCAGUUAAGAAUUCAUGAUCAGAUGAUAAUGCUGAAAGGUGCAAAAACCACAACGGAGACUGUUGAUGCAUUAAGAACAGGAGCUGCUGCAAUGAAGGCUAUGCAGAAAGCCACAAAUAUUGAUGAUGUUGACAAGACAAUGGAUGAAAUAAAUGAACAAACAGAGAACAUGAAACAAAUACAGGAAGCAUUAUCGGCGCCUAUCGGAAUUGCUGCUGAUUUUGAUGAGGAUGAAUUGGAAGCAGAACUUGAAGAGCUUGAGGGAGCAGAGUUGGAGGAACAGCUUCUCCAACCAGCUACGACUGCUCCAGUUGCUCCAGUACAUGUGCCAGCUGGUAAGCAACCGGCUCGGGCCACUCCUCAGAAAACUACUGCAACUACAGCUGAAGAGGAUGAACUCGCGGCGUUACAAGCAGAAAUGGCAAUGUAGACAGGACUUUGAUGCACAAGUGAGACCAAAUAAUGUGAAAAUUAUUGGUGAUACUUCAAUCUGGUGUUGAGAUCUCUACAUUGAUCAAGUCGAGUAUAUGUGUGUGUGUGUGUACAUCCUAGGGGGGAUAUUUAUUUAUGAUGAUAAGAACCUGCCUCACUGAUUAACUUCGUGUGUAAUGAUAGUUCCUUUGGGUUUUGUUUGUUAUCCAUGAUUGGAUUGGAUAGAACAAGAUGUUAUUUGGAGGUGUCAGGAGUUGCUGAGAGGAAUCCGAUCGGAUUAAAUAUCGUUCUCUUUGGAUGGGAUUGUUGAAUUCCACCACCUGAGAGGGAACAAAAACUUUAUGUGGAUGGUCCCCACAGCGAGACCAUCAAAUCCACUUUUCGUUCAUCAAGUAAAAAUGCGCGAAUCUCAUAGCGACGAAAAUGGUGGAUUUGAUGUUCUCAUCCUAGGGCCUUAUCCUUGCAGAACUUUUGGUCCUUUGGAGGUAGAGAUAAAAUGGGAUUUCAUUCCAAAACAUUUGGUUGUAUACCACAUCGGCUCCGCUCCCUAUUCGUUGUGAUAUCCGACACCUUUGAGUCAGUAAAUCCUUUCUCUCUU